Messenger RNA from Candidozyma haemuli, 1728 nucleotides. RefSeq names its product alpha-keto acid decarboxylase family protein. NCBI's taxonomy places the organism in Eukaryota, Fungi, Ascomycota, Pichiomycetes, Serinales, Metschnikowiaceae. The transcript has a single exon. Gene Ontology annotation, molecular function: magnesium ion binding; carboxy-lyase activity; thiamine pyrophosphate binding. The record is from RefSeq and is a predicted model, not a curated record. Bases 1 to 1728 code for a protein of 575 amino acids.
AUGUCUACUAUUUCCCUCGGUACAUACCUUUUUAAGAGACUUCACCAGGAGCCAUUUGGCUUGAAAUCCAUCUUUGGUGUUCCUGGUGACUUCAACUUGACGCUUCUCGAUAAGAUUGACGACGUUGACGACUUGACAUGGCGUGGUAACGUUAAUGAGUUGAACGGUGCUUAUGCUACUGACGGUUACUCCAGAGUGAGAGGUAACGCCAAAGGCGAAGGACUCGGUUUUGGUGCUCUUGUGACGACUUUCGGUGUGGGAGAGCUUAGUGCCAUCAACGGUGUUGCUGGCUCGUUCGCUGAACAUGUGGGUAUGAUCCAUAUUGUUGGUAUUCCAUCGCUUGACUCUCAGCGUAAGCAAUUGUUGUUGCACCACACUUUGGGUAACGGUGACUUUAAUGUGUUUUCCAGAAUCUCAGAGAACGUUUCUGUGACACACGGGAUCCUUGACGAUCCAGCUCACGCUGCUGAAGUUGUCGAUAGAGUGAUCAGAGAAGCUUACAUCGGACAGAAACCAGGCUACUUGGCUUUCCCAGCCAAUAUGGUCGAGGUUAAAGUGCCUGCGGAGCGUUUGGAUACCCCAAUUGACGUGAGCAUCGCCAAGAACGACCCUGAGGCGCAAGAGGAGGUUUUGGAGAUUAUUUUGGACUUGAUCAGCAAGGCAAAGAACCCUGUUGUUAUCGUUGAUGCUUGUUGCGCCAGACACAAUGCCAGUGCUGAAGCUGCCAAGUUGAUUGACGUGACAAACUUCAAGUACGCUACUUCUCCAAUGGCUAAAGGUACAAAGCACAUUAACGAAGACGGCGACCGUUUUACUGGCGUUUACGUUGGAUCUUUAUCGUAUGAAGACGUCAAGGCCUCAGUUGAAGAAUCUGACCUCGUGCUUUCCAUUGGUGCUAUUCUCAGUGACUUCAACACUGGUGCUUUCUCGUACGCCCUUAAUAAGAACACCGUUGAGUUCCAUUCAGACCACACCAAGAUCAGAAACGCCUACUUCCCUAAUGUCGCAAUGAAGGAGGUUCUUAAUAAGCUCAUCGACCUGCCCAAAUUGAAGGAGGCCACUGCCAACUACAAGCCUACGGGUAUCACCAAGCAUCCGUUUGAGCCUAUCGAGAACAUUGAAGGCAAGGAAAUCACACAGAGCUGGUUGUGGCACCGUCUUUCUGACUUUUUGCAGCCUGAUGACAUUGUUAUUACCGAUACCGGUACUUCCUCGUUUGGUAUCAUCCAGACAAAGUACCCUAGGGGCACAUUGGGCAUUUCCCAGGUUCUUUGGGGCUCUAUUGGAUACUCUGUUGGUUCUACGUUUGGUGCGGCCACUGCAGCUCACGAGCUCGAUCCUUCCAGGAGAGUGAUUCUCUUUGUUGGCGAUGGUUCUUUGCAAUUGACCGUCCAGGAGUUGUCUGCCAUGGUGAGAAACGGCUUGACGCCAUAUAUCUUUGUUUUGAACAACUCUGGCUUCACCAUUGAAAAGUACAUCAACGGUCCAGAGGCCGACUACAACAAUAUCCAGCCCUGGAACUAUAAAUUGCUCUUGCCAGCGUUUGGCGCCCAGAACUACGAGGCCUUGACUGUGGACAAUGCGUCUGAUCUCGAUAAGCUCUUCAAAGACGAAGCGUUCGCCAAAAACGAUAAAAUCAGACUCAUUGAACUUAUCAUCGACAGCAAGGACGCUCCAGAUAACCUCAAGAAGCAGGCCCUCUUUGCCAGCCAGGCCAACGCCGGUUGA